AUGGCGAUCAUCUCCGAGGACAUCAUGCAGGAGGACGAGGCGUCACCGCAGCAGCAGCAGGCGGCGGCCGCCGUGAAGGAUAACAGCAGCACGGAGGCGGAGAAGAAGGAGAAGGAGGAGAGCAAGGGGAGGCAGCCAAACUCCGGCAACGGCCUCGACCUGGACAACUACUCGUGGGCGCAGCAGCUGCCGGAGGUGAACCUCACCGUCCCCGUCCCCGAAGGGACCAAGGGCAGGUCCGUCGUCUGCGAGAUCAAGAAGGACCACCUCAAGGUCGGGCUCAAGGGCCAGCCUCCCAUCAUCGACGGCGAGCUCCACAAGCCCGUCAAGGUCGAGGACUGCUUCUGGAGCAUCGAGGACGGGAGGUCGCUGUCCAUACUGCUCACCAAGCGCAACCGGAGCGAGUGGUGGAAGACCGUGAUCAAGGGCGACCCGGAGAUCGACACCCAGCGCGCCGAGCCGGAGAGCAGCAAGCUCUCGGAUCUGGACCCGGAGACGAGGCAGACCGUGGAGAAGAUGAUGUUCGACCAGCGCCAGAAGCAGAUGGGCCUGCCCACGAGCGAGGAGAUGCAGAAUCAGGACAUGCUCAAGAAACUCAAGUCCCAGUACCCGGACAUGGACUUCUCCGGGAUGAAGAUGCCUUCUUAA
Molecule: messenger RNA, 648 nt
Organism: Triticum turgidum subsp. durum (durum wheat)
Lineage: Eukaryota; Viridiplantae; Streptophyta; Magnoliopsida; Poales; Poaceae
Source: the annotation of a GenBank genome assembly